AGAUGGAUGUAACUAAAACCUUUAAACCGGAUCAGGCCACGAGCCCACAGAAGAAGUUGAUGCCUGAUAUUAUAAAGAUCCAAUGGAUGAGGGCUGGAAUAACGCCGAAUCGAACAUGCCUUUAGAGUUUAGACCUUGCCCUGCCCUGCGCUGCCUUGCCCUGCCUUUGCAUUGAUUUCAGUUUCUUGAACUCGGCGGCGAACAUCGGAAUUUUUCCUGAACUAAGCCGAAGCGAAACAAAACCCAAUUAUUAAAAUAAUAAUAAUAAUAAUAAUUGACCAGACUUGUUUCUGCUCUAGUUUGGAAACUUCCCCACCAAUGUUAGCCCACUUAGCCCAGCCUGCUCCAUUGAUGAUAGCCCGGCAUCGAGCGGAAACUCCGUCUCCAUGGAAACGAAAACGCGAAGAGACUUGCGGUUGUUUUUGUGUUACGAGGAAUACUUUUGGAGAGACUUUUAAUAGCUGUGUGAAGCAGAAUAUUUACUUAAAUCUUCGCACCAAAGUCUCCGCUUUGAAAGUUUCUCCAUCUCUUGUUGCCCUUGUAUCUCACUCAGGUGAUGGUGAUUUGUUAUUUGCAUGCUCGGGGACUAUCUUCGAAUGUCAACACCAAGACAAUAGCGAUGAAUUCAUUGCCACCAUCCUUACUUCUGCUACUCUUCUUACCGGUCGUUCUCCUUCUUCCAAUGCUGACAUAGCACCUAAUAUACAGGUUGAUGUUUAUUUAUGGGAUGGUAAAACAUGUCAAGGUGAAAUCUCUGCUUGCGAUAUUCAUUUCAAUCUUGCUCUUAUUAAGAUAAGAUCCAAUCAACGACUGCCAACGCCAAUUUUUAAGCAUUUGGAUGAUUCCAUGACCUUAACUCUACCCAGAGUGCUGGAUUCAACAUCAUAUGAGCUCCAUUCUCAGCAGGAUAUGCUGCAAGGUUCAAAUUCUUUUAAAAUUUGUGCUGGGGACAAGGUCAUAGCUCUUGGUCGCCAUUAUCUUUCCCAUGAACUUAUGGCUGCACCUGGUGUAUUCAGGUUUGGCUAUUGUGAUCUUGACUGUGAACAGCUUUGCAUUGCAAGUUGCAAGAUUACUAUGGGUGGUAUCGGGGGCCCCCUUAUCAAUCGUCAUGGAGAAGUCAUUGGAAUUAAUUUUUACAGUGAAUUAUUUACACCAUUUCUGCCGAUCAAUGCAGUUUCUAAAUGCUUGGAGAACUUAAAGAACCAUGGGAGAGUUCAUCAACCUUGGCUUGGGGUAAAAGCAUCUAGCCUUGGUUCUGCAAGUGUGUAUAAGUUAGAAAAGAUAAUUCUUAAGUUUCCCCAAAUCAGCAAAGGUGUCCUUGUUGAAGAGGUAACAUCCGAAUCUCCGGCUGCAUAUGCUGGAAUACGCCCCGAUGACAUUAUCGUUCAAUGUGGUGGAAAGUCUGUUGGGUCUUCCUUAGAGUUCUUUGGAUUUAUGUUAGACAAGGUUGGGGAACCUGUUGAGUUGGAUGUCCGGAGACCAAGUGAUGGUACCUGUUUGACUCCAACUGUCUUUGCUGGUGAUAGAUGUAAUAGGUGGCCAAUUCCUAAGGAACGACAGAUGUUAUUCGACACUAUACAUAUGUAGCGGUAAUUAUUGAAAUAUUUUGCUUUUGGUGUCAUUUCAAAUGGCCGUUGGUAUUUACGAUGAAUAGAGGUUGCUUGUUUGGUGCUGUGCAAUCCAGGAACAGAAUGAACGGAUUUUGCAUUUUGUUAGUUUUACAAAUUACAACUAUUCAAUGCUGCGUAAGUUAUUGUAGUAUGAUUCAAGCUUGACUAAUAGUUUUUCAUUAAUGAUCAGCUAUAAGUGAUCAAAUUAGCAUCUAAAAGUUAUUCAGGAAUGAGGUCCAAACUUACGUUUCUGUUUAAGGUAAUAGGUAACAAAAUAACUAGAAUGAAAGAAU
Molecule: messenger RNA, 1903 nt
Organism: Durio zibethinus
Lineage: Eukaryota; Viridiplantae; Streptophyta; Magnoliopsida; Malvales; Malvaceae
Product: putative protease Do-like 14
Biological process (GO): proteolysis
Molecular function (GO): serine-type endopeptidase activity; protein binding
Source: RefSeq, a predicted model, not a curated record